Cyprinodon tularosa is the source of this 1916-nucleotide messenger RNA. Its product is annotated as protein shisa-6. Bases 75 to 857 code for a protein of 260 amino acids. The record is from RefSeq and is a predicted model, not a curated record. Gene Ontology annotation, cellular component: dendritic spine membrane; postsynaptic membrane; postsynaptic density. The transcript is spliced from 4 exons. NCBI's taxonomy places the organism in Eukaryota, Metazoa, Chordata, Actinopteri, Cyprinodontiformes, Cyprinodontidae. Gene Ontology annotation, biological process: regulation of short-term neuronal synaptic plasticity; regulation of AMPA receptor activity.
GAAACCACCACCAUGACUACCAACACAGCCACCUGGAUCUGACGGCACUCACACCGAAACUGGCCCACAGACACAUGGGAUACGAUAGGCCCCAGAGGAUGAACAACAUCCUGACGUCAGCAACCGAACCCUAUGACCUGUCCCUCUCCAGAUCCUUCCAGAAUCUGAGCCACCACCAGCCGUCGUAUGAGAUGCCCCACAAGCCUGACUUAAGUAAAUACUCUCCUCCCAGACUAAGCGAUAAAGACAUGGAUGAUUACUACCCAAGGAAACAUCUUCAUCCUGACUUUGGUGGCCGGGGACCAACCCACAUGGUGAAGUUGAAUGCUGAACCUCACCAGCAUCAGCAACACCAGCAGCGCCAACGACCUCGACGGGUCCAGCGGGCCAUGUCACAGGACCACGUCCUGUCUCCUCCCCGAACGCCACGGCGGGGAGAUUAUGGUUUAUCAUCAUACAGCGCCAUGGCAGCUACGGCAUAUGGAAGCAGCCGUAAUCUCUCAAACGAACAACUGCUUUCUGCAGACCGCCUACACUCCCAGGAUCCAUUGCUGUCCCCGGCGAUGAGGCGUGACAAGUUCCGGGAGAAGGCCAUGGCACGGGCAAUGUCUCACGCUGACAUGUUAAUGCCUACCACACCGGUCAUGGACCGCCACAAGAUGACCAAGAUGCACUCUCAACCCAGUGCCUCCACUGACUCGUAUAACACGCUGAUGGUCAAUCAUCACUCUGGCACGUCCACAUCAAAGAGGCAGGCGUUUGCGUCCCGACGAACACACACGGUGGACCACCUACAGUACAUUCCCGGGCACCACCACACAUAUCGCACUGCCAGUAAGAAUGAGGUAACUGUUUAACGACAGCGUCGGGCAAUUCUUGAAAUGCAUCAUAAAUAUAAAUGGACAAAAUCGGCAUCCAUUUCAUGAAAACUCUUCCUAUUGCUUUUUAGCACGAGCUUUGUGUGUGACCCAGAGUUUGGAUGACUUGGAAAUACCCUGGCAAGACAGUGUUUCUCUGACAGCAUCAUAAGGGCUUUGCGCAUUGACACAAAGAUCCUUCUUGUCGGCCGCAUGACAGAGUGAAGAAAUAUUUUUUAAACUGAAUAAAGGACUUGAAGGGAAUUGUAUCACCUUUCUAAACAUAUAAAUAAACUAUAUUUACUAUUUGUAUUUUCAGUCUUUGUUAUAGCUUUAGAGAUUCUCAUUAACUGAUAUUAGCACUUCAGUUGGUGCCUCUUAAAAUUGUCCCAUUUCAACAAUGAAGGGGAUUUGUGGGUUAAAAAGCACAAUGAUGAAUUCCCAUUUUUUUGGAUUAAGUUUUUCUCUCCUUCUUUGAUAAACGUCUGGAACAUAUCAGCUUAGACUAUAAGUAAAGACAGGCUAUUUUCUGUUGCAUACUAUAGGUGGUUGUAUAUAGGCUGUUCAGCUUCAUAAUACAAUAAAAGUUGGCCCUCUGGACUUUUUUCCCAAGUGGAAUGGAUUGGGCGUUUCCAUUUAUUAAUUUUGAUUUUAGAUAAGGAAAAUUUCCCAGAUUAGUAUUAUUUCCACCGAUGUCUGAUAAUUAUGUGGAUCUAAUAUGGGAGUAUGUUUUUGUUUCUCUUCAAACCGUGCUUGUGGCAUAGAAUGAGUCUGUAUGAAAUUACUGUUUGAUUUUUGCUGGAUUUUAAUUAUUUGCUCUGUUAUCAAUUGGCCAGUUGCUUUCAUCUCUACGAAUCGAGCCCUCAGUGUUGUGGAUUAUGAAGGCAACAUAUUUGUCUAGUGUUAAGUUUGACAGAAACAAUCAGUAUAAAAACGUCAUGCUUGAUUGACGAGAUGUCACUUGUCAAUCAAAAAAUUAUUAAACUGUGAAAUGUUUUUCCAGUGUUUUUCAUUAAAGCAAUGCCUUAUUGUAUAGAAUACCAUAAGCUCUUAAAUUAA